UUGCAUAUAUAGAGUUUUGCGAGGUCUCCACAAAAAUACACUCGCUUCGGUUGUUCUGAUCAUACACAUCCCAAACCCUCACCCUCUCUCUCUGACCCUCUGCGACCUCUCUCUCUGACCCUCUGCGACCUCUCUCUCUUAUUCGCCAGCCCUGCAAUUCCUCAAACCCUAGAAAUCUCUCUCUGUCUGUCUCCGUGUAAUUUACGUCAUCUGCGAGUGUUCGAUUGCAGAAGCUAUUUUCGUUUCCUCUUUCUCUAUCCUCAUCUCGAAGCAUAAUUAGCUGCGCUCUCUCUUCUCUGACAUUUGCCUGGAAAUCUUCUGUAAUUCGAAUCGUUUUGGAUGCCGAUGGCCCACGGAAAAGUCAGUCUUCCUCAAGAUCUCCUCCCCGCGAACAUGGCCGAUGCACACUUCUCCACCAACGAUGAAGCCUUGGAAGGAAAUGGUGAGGAGAAGGCGCUAACAGGGUCCCUUGAUGAGUCAAUUGGUGAUCAAGUAGCAUCCGAGAGCAGCAUACCUUUGUCUCCACAAUGGCUAUACGCUAAACCAGUUGAUUCCAAGACACUGGUUACUGGAACAUCAGGAGAAAUGCAUGCACCUGGUUCUUUGCCUCAUGGAAACUCUUCUGAUCCCAAUUCGAGAGACACUUGGCAUUUAGAUGGAUCUCAGGACAAAAAAGAUUGGAGGAGGAAUGCACCUGAUUUAGAUAUUCCCCGCCGUUGGCGUGAGGAGGAGAGGGAAACAGGCUUACUUGGUAGGAGGGAUCGCAAGAAAGAGGAUCGCCGUGUAGGUGUCACUUCAACUAGGGAUACUACUGAUGGUAGAGCAGAAGAUCGCCAUGUAGGUGCCACUUCAACUAAGGAUGUUACUGAGAAUAAAGUACUGUCUUCUGACCGCUGGCAUGAAUCCCGAAGAGAUAACAAAUGGUCAUCAAGGUGGGGCCCUGAAGAUAAAGACAAGGACUCUCGAAUAGAGAAAAAAACAGAUGUUGAGAAGGAAGAUAUUCAUGUUGACAAGCAGUCUCUUUCCAAUAGCAAUCGUGCAGCUUCUGAACGUGAUAGUGAUUCUCGGGAUAAGUGGAGGCCACGCCAUCGCAUGGAGGUUCAAUCAGGUGGGGCAGCCCCAUAUCGUGCCGCACCGGGAUUUGGGAUGGCUAGAGGACAGGUGGAAAAAGUAGGAUUUACUGCUGGACGAGGGAGGUUAAACACUAACGGAACUCUGCAGAUUGGCAGACCUGUAUUAGGAAAAGCUAGUCCCUUUCUCAAUAUGUAUUGCUACCCCAGGGGGAAACUCCUUGACAUUUAUCGUAAGCAAAAGAUUGAUUUAACUUUUGAUUCCAUGCCUGAUGGGAUGGAGCAGGUAUCACCAAUAACCCAAGUAGGCUCUACUGAGCCAUUGGCUUUUGUUGCACCUGAUGCAGAUGAAGAGGCUUGCCUGAGAGAUAUAUUGAAGGGAAGCAUUACUAGCAGUGGAGUGUUAUACAACUCCCCUAAAGACAAGAAUGUAUUAAAAGAUGAUUCUAAAGGAACUAGUAAUGUCACUUUAAGCAAAGAGGAAGGAAACUUUGCAGCUAACAGUGAACAAAAUGUCCAAUCUACUGGAGAGGUCAUUUUAAACAAUUCUUUUCAAGUUACUGGUCCUGAGGUGUCACCUAUUUGUGGCUCACAGGCGCAUAUUUUAAAGGAAAGUGUUGCUACUGAAGGUGAGCAGAAAGUUCUGACAGUCAAAGCACCGGCUGAUGGAGGGAUUGAUGGCCCCAGCAAUGACGUUACUGAACUGAGAAAUUCUGGAUACCAGGAGCAAACCUCAAGCAGUGAUCGUCACUAUGUCAAGAGCAACGAGGCGCAUGUGUCAGACAGAAUUGUCUCACCCGAGGAUUUAAGUUUGUGCUAUCUUGAUCCCCAAGGGAACACCCAGGGACCUUUCUUGGGGAUUGACAUAAUCGCAUGGUUUGAGCAAGGGUUUUUUGGAAUUGACUUACCAGUCCGCUUGUUUGAUGCCCCUGAUGGAUCUCCUUAUCAAGAACUUGGUGAUGUGAUGCCACAUCUGAAAACUAAAUCUGGAUAUGUCUCUAACUCUAGUUUGCAUGCUAAGCUAGAGCCGUUGGAUGUCAUUAAAGGCAGCUUGGAAGAGAGAAUAUCUGCACCUAACUCUGGGGGGUCUAAUAUUCUAAAUAGUCAGCAGUGGACUCCAUCUGUAUUGGAGGCUACCCCAAGUGAUAGUGUUCAAUCAAGAAUCCCUAAUCAUAGUUAUCAGUCUGAACUCCAGUACCUUGACAAUCAAAGCAUUCAAAAUUUUGUUGCAGAAGAUGAAGAAAUUGUAUUUCCUGGAAGGCCUAAAAGUAGCAGUGAUUGCCUUUUGAGGUCUUCAGUGGACGUUCAUGGCUCAAUUUCAAAUUCUCCUAGCCUUCCUUCCCUUUCAAAUGAAGUUUCAGAAACUAACCUGCCUAGUCAGCCGAAUGAUAAGUUGCAUCCUUUUGGCCUGUUGAUGUCAGAGCUUAGAGGUAGUUCCCAUUUAAGGUCUGCUCAAUCAUCCCAUGCGUCUUUAGGCAUGGAUGAUCAGGUUCAGUUGAGAGAUUCUUUCUUUGAAGGAGGUGCCACUAUUGCUAGUCAGAAUCCCCUUGGUCCCAUGAUUGAUCAACCUUCCUUUGUGGAUACACAGUCUGAUAAUUAUAUAAGAAAUAACGCUAAUGUUAGUCUGGGUUCUAUAGAUGCUCACCAUCUUUCUCGAUUGGGGAAAGAAAUCAGUGGCUUCGGCCUUGCUGAGCAUAUAAUGCCACAGAAGUUACAAAAAGAACGGCUUCAGCAGCUGAGCCAUCCAUCUCUGCUUCCUGCUGCGCAUGGUGCAGGGACUGGUGUAGACCAAUUCCCUGGAUUUGGUUUUUCUGACAGCAAUAACCCUAAUAUCCAGCCGUUCCAUCAUCCUGUUGCAGAUAUGGAGCAUCUCUUUGAACUACAGCGUCAACAGCAGCGUCAGUUGGAGCUUCGCCAACAGCAUCACCAAUUGGAGCUUCAGCAACAUCAGCAUCAGUUGGAGCUUCAGCAACGUCAGCGUCAGUUGGAGCUCCAGCAACACCAGCGUCAGUUGGAGUUUCAGCAACACCAGCGUCAGCUGGAACUUCAGCAACGCCAGCGUCAGUUGGAGCUUCAGCAACAGCAUCACUUGAAACAGCAGCUUCAACAUCACCAGAUGAAACUGCAGCAGCAACAGCAAUCUCAAACUCAACACUUGCUCCUUGAACAAUUUUUGCAUCAACAGAUGUCUGAUUCUGGUUAUGGGCAAUGGAAGAUUGAUGCCACAAAUGGGAACCCUUUAGAUCAAUUAAGUUUAAGGAAGCAAUUUCGAAAUGACUUGCACCCUUCCCAUUCCUCCAUACAGGAUCCAUUGCUAGAGCAGAUCAUCCAAGCAAAUAUAGGACGCCCUGGACAGACUGAUUUUCUUGACCUCAUAUCUCAGGCCAAGCAAGGGAAUAUGCACCCUUCAGAGCUGCAACUUCGUUUUCAGCAGCAAGAGUUGCAGGCACAGCAGUUAUCUGUGGCAUUGAGGGAGCAGCUGCAGAUGGAAGGGGAAAGACGUUUAGGUGGUCCUCGGUUUGCAGAUGAAGCAAGUCAUGUUGCCAGGGAUCCUGCUGGCCAUCACCAGGCUCAGAUGGUUGCAUUUAGUUCUUCAGAAAAUUACCAGCAACAGCAGAGGUUUCCCACCCAUGAACAGCAACUAAGCCAUCUCAACUGGAAUCAUGACUCACGGGAGCGACAUGGGAUGAACUUUGAUAUUCAGAAUGCAUAUUGUCAGGGUCUAGAUUUGCAGGAUCAGUAUCUGCGUAAGUGCUCUAUUGAUAAACAGGACUCCAUUUCUUCUGGGAUGCCCUCUAACCGUCAACUGGUUUCUGAUGAGUUUUUUUCUUCUCAUUCAGUUGGUUUGGAACGCUUACCCUGUGGGAACAGUGGGCAGCUGGAAAAUAGCUGCAUUGAAGCACAUCGACCGCAUUUGCAUCUUGAUACUGAACAAAAACGACGAGAUUCAGAAGCUACCAUGGCUUUUGCUGAGUCAAAUAUGUGGGCUAAUGGUGAUAAGGAACACUCAAAACAAAUUUUGAUGGACCUUCACCAAAAACUGGGUCAUCAAUCUACCGAGUUAUCAGAAGUUGAUUAUCAGCAUCAGUUAUCAUCUUCCAGAAGUCGGGGAGGGUCUGUACAUCUUCCAUUUAGUCUUCUCCGGGAUCAACCAGUUGGUAUGAACACAGAAGGACCACAGAAUUCCAACUAUAAUGUUUUGUUCCAGGACCAUUUGGGUGGUGUAGGUAUGAAUGAACAGUCAAGCAAUCUGGCAACUAGUGAAAGAGUUCCGUUUAGAUCUAAUUCCAGAGCAUUUAUGGAGGAUCAGCUGUUCGUGUCUGGACCUAGGGACGUUUCUCAUACUUCUCAUGUGGAUACUAGCUUCAUGUGUAAAUCAGCUGUGAGUGAUGGUGUGUCAGAGUUGGAGGGUAAUAAUUGGAAGAAACAAGGGGUGAAAGGCAUGUUGAGCAGGUCAGUUUCAGGGUACGAAGGAAACGUGACAGACCAAGAAGAAACUGCAAUUGAUUGCGGGGAACUUCGUAGUAAUGCCCAUAGCAGGCAAAGCUCACUAAGCAGUGCUGGUGGUGGAUGUGGGAACUUCUACAGCUCAGAGACAGGAUUAGAUAAACAGAUUGGAGAAGAGGUUUCUAAUGGGAGGCUGCCUCCUGCUAUAACCAAAGGGUCUGACAAUGCUUUGCAUAGACGCCGAGUUUUAUCUUCCCAGGAUGUCUUGUCUGAGGCAGCAUUAUCUCUGCCUGUCAAGCAAAGAAAUCCGCCCGCAACCCUUGUCUCUGAUACUCAAGCAUCUAGCAAGAACGAUGCGCAAUUUAGGAGGACUUCAUCUUGCAGUGAUGCUUCUGUGUCCGAGACAUCAUUCAUAGACAUGCUCAAGAAACCAGUCAUUGCAGAGGCUGAUGCAGCCAACAGAGCAGCAUCUGCAUUGGAGUCGUCUGAUGGAGGUAGCCAAGUGGGGCGAAGUGGCAAGAAGAAAGGGAAGAAAGGAAGGCAGAUUGAUCCUGCUCUCCUUGGUUUUAAGGUUUCCAGCAACCGGAUACUGAUGGGCGAGAUCCAUCGACUCGCUGAUUGAGACAUGCUUUGCAUCCUGUAAGAUUUCUCUUUUUUUGGUGUAGAAGUUGUACAGCAAAUUUAAGAAACAUAGAUAUCUUGGGGAUUUUUCCCCUUUUAAGUUGUCCAUUCUUCUUGUUUCGAAGUUAGAGCAUUGACGUAGUUUUGAAGCCUUACAGUGGUUGACCGGAAUAUAGUGUACAUGAGGAAGAGAGGUCAUUGACAAAUGUCAAUUUUUGUACCAGUGUAUCAAUGAAAAAAAAUUUUGUUUACAACAAA
This is a messenger RNA of Prunus avium (sweet cherry), 5396 nucleotides long. RefSeq lists its product as uncharacterized. Gene Ontology annotation, molecular function: protein binding. NCBI's taxonomy places the organism in Eukaryota, Viridiplantae, Streptophyta, Magnoliopsida, Rosales, Rosaceae. The record is from RefSeq and is a predicted model, not a curated record.